Messenger RNA from Ceratina calcarata, 7618 nucleotides. It is a transcript of the gene mGluR, whose product is annotated as metabotropic Glutamate Receptor. Gene Ontology annotation, molecular function: G protein-coupled receptor activity. Gene Ontology annotation, cellular component: membrane. Lineage: Eukaryota; Metazoa; Arthropoda; Insecta; Hymenoptera; Apidae. The record is from RefSeq and is a predicted model, not a curated record. The transcript is spliced from 9 exons. The coding region runs from base 2674 to 5409 and encodes 911 amino acids. Gene Ontology annotation, biological process: G protein-coupled receptor signaling pathway.
UGGCAGCGAGGGUGGUUUCGGCCGGCCGGCCAGUCGUGCUGUGGCGGCAACGACGACGCGUAGUCGGUUCACGUUUCACCACUCCCGUCAUGUUGCCAAACAACCCCCUCGAUCUGUCCGACAGCCCGAACACCGAUUCGCGGAACGGAUGAGCUGAUAGAAAGACAGAAUAGUUCGGCCUCGAACGGAUCGACGGAACCGAGGAUGCUCGCUCGCGAGGAUCGUUCGAUACGCGAUAUCCCGAUGCGUCCUUACAUCGUCGACUGGCAUUAAAUAUCCGUGGUGCAGUUAGUGGAAUCGUCCUGACUUGGGAUCCAGAAUCCUCGAACGAGGGCCCCACCGUUCGCUCAGACGAACGAUUCUCGCGUCGAUUAUCGAGUUCCGCGAUCCGACAGAAUUUCUACGAAAGAGAAUCUCGCGUCCCGCGGCCCGCGACGGAAUUCGGUGACGACGACGACGACGACGACGACGGACGUUCGGUUAUAGAACUGUGGUCGCGGUUCACCAACGGAGGAUCCUGGAUCUAUGUUGAUAACGAGCUCCGCGGUCCGAAGGUAAACAAACGGGGGUGGCCUACGGAGGAAGUUUCUCAUCGGGUCCGGUGGUGCACGUGCGACGCAAGGGUGGCUCGCGCGAAUCGAUCGCCUUUUUCGACGACUUCGGUACAAGUGGUUACGCAGGAGUCCGCUGGACGGAUACGAGAGAGCUCGUAGGAUAUCCGAGGAUCAUCCGCGAGGGUGGGGGAACAAACGUCACCGCGAGGAUGGAUGCGGGAAACUAAAGGAACAUCGAGGGUGGAGAAUAUUGUGAAAACUUUUACUACCGAGGAGGGAAUCGUCGUCGCGCGGAAAAGUAAUCUCGGCGUCCACAAAGGGGUUGGAAAAUAAGUAUCCGCGGGCGAGUAACGCUGGGGACAAGUUCGGGUGGAAACAUAUUGAUUUGUUUUUGUUGCCUCGCGGACACGCGAUAGCCUCCGAGUGGAAUGUGUGUCAGAGCGAACCGAAUUUCCCGAGGGUGAUCCCCGAUCGAGGCACGAGGGGAACUGUCCCAAAAAGGAACGAGAAAAGAGCACGAUACGUAUUCAUAAUGAAAUAAUAGAGAAUCCCGAAGCAGCGGACGAGGGUAAGAGGGACAGGCGAAGAGAGUAAACGCUUCUCCCGGUUCGCGAGGAGUCGAACACGCGAGUCGAAAAAUAAUCAGUGGACUCGCGAAGUAUUCGAAAGGAGGCUAGUGGGUGGACGAGAGAACUGGAAGGUCGCAAAGUCGAAAACUCGGCCCCGAAUAAUGAGAACGGAGCCAGGGGACGGGAUAAACGUCGCUAUCGAUUCGUUAUCGCGGGGCAGACAGAUCGUCGACGAUGAGAGAUUCGUCCACCUUCCUUGAACCAUCGUCGGAUUACGUCGUCCCGACGCUGAAAUCGGUCGAAGUCUAGCCAUGUUACUGGAUCCAUCGACCAUCUGUAUCCUGGUUAACCGCGAUACCAACUCCUUCGAUAUCUCGGUUUGUCCUAACGAGAAUCAACCGUGUUUGCGAUCGAGGCAUCGAUCGGGGAAUUAAAAAAAGUGUCGCGUAAAACGGGGAACGUCGCUUCGCGGUUUCACGUUUAAUGUCAUUCUGCAACCCUCGGUGCUCUCUGAACACGCGUAAAACCGAAGGGGGGGCGCACACUCGAGUCCGAAAGAGGGAGAAUUAUCGAGAAGUUCGACUGAUAAAUCGGAUGAAGGGGGAACGAGAUCACGGUGGAUGAGGCACUAAAUGAACAACAGCGGCGCCUUGGUCGAGUGGAAGAAGCGGAGUCGGAGACAUCAAAGAGUGCACUGUGCCGAGGAACGAGGAAGAAAACGCGAGAGAGAAGCCGGUGCGAAAGGGCAGGGUGCUGGGGAGAGGCAAGGAACGUGGCAUGAAUUAGAACUCAUUUGGUAAAGUGUUGCGCGUGUAGCGAGUUUUGAAGAGGUCGUCGCGAGGAGGAAGGGGUUGGACGCCGCUCGACGACGGUUCGGCCGACGGGGGUUUGAACGCGAGAAGGAGCGAGAGCGGAACUAAAAACGAAAACGAGGAUGGAGCGGAGGGGAGUGAGCGCAAUAUGAGAAAAAGAGGAGGUCGGGGGGCGGAAGGGUGAGAAAUAGGAGAGAGGCGGUGGACCGUAUCGCGAGAAUCCGCUGGCAACUCGAAGAGGGAGCGGAGUGAAUCGGACGUGGUGAGCAGGGCAACCGGCGGGAACGAACGGGAACGAACGGGGGGAGGGAGGAGGGCGGAAAGAUUGACGGGAGAAACAGAGGAAUACCACUUUGCUGGCUCUCGCUUCGCUCUCAAAGAAAACGGGUCGAGCUUGUACUACCGAGACUUCCUCGUGGAAAUUCGGGACGAAAGCUGGACCGGAGAUGUUCGAGGCGAUGGAUGAAACGUGGAGGAAGAAGAGUCCGAAAGGAGGACACGCGAUGGCUAGAUAAGAACUCAUCUGAACGUGGGAUCGCGUGCAAGACUGUCCUUACCAUGUAAAUAAUAGUAGCUGGGCCUAACAAAUUUUUCUACAACGGAAACGGAACCUCGCUAAUCAACUAAUUUAGAGAAGAGCUCGUAGAGAAUUCCAGUCGACCUCGAAGAUAAACUCGACUUUAAGCAUAAAAUGCGAUCUUCGGCUAGAAGAAAUCAGUAGAUCCAACCGAGUAAAAAAUGAGCCAGCCAAUCGUUCGUAUGUUGGUCCUGGCAGUGUCGCUGCAGCAGCUGUCUUUCGUCACGCAGUCGAGGCUGCACAGUGAACGGGAAGCGGUGCUGAUACCCGGGGACAUCGUCCUCGGUGGUCUGUUCCCGGUCCACGAGAAGGGGAGCGCGUCUUGCGGACCGAACGUCUACAACCGUGGCGUCCAACGCCUGGAAGCGAUGCUGUUCGCCGUGGAUCAGAUAAACAAUGACGGCAAAAUCCUUCCUGGGAUCACCCUGGGUGUUCACAUCCUAGACACUUGCGGUAGAGACACGUACGCUCUGAAUCAGAGCCUGCACUUUGUCAGAGCCUCGCUGUCCAAUCUGGACAUCAGCGUGCUAGAAUGCGCAGAUAAAUCGGCACCCAGGGUGAAGAAAACGGCCAGUGCCGGUCCUAUUUUUGGAGUAAUCGGUGGCUCGUACAGUUCCGUGUCCCUCCAAGUGGCCAACUUGCUCAGACUGUUUCACAUACCGCAGAUCUCCCCUGCUUCCACCGCUAAAGCCCUCAGCGAUAAAACCAGGUUCGACUACUUCGCGCGAACGGUGCCCCCGGACACGUUCCAAUCGAUAGCCCUGGUGGACGUGGUGAAGAGCGCCAAUUGGUCGUACGUCUCUACCGUCUACUCCGAGGGCAGCUACGGGGAGUACGGAAUCGAGGUAUUCACCAGGGAAGCCACUGAGCGAAACGUGUGCAUCGCUGCCGCUGUUAAAGUACCCGGAGCCGCGGACGAUCGCGUGUUCGACGAUAUCAUCCUACGGUUGAGCAAAAAGUCGAAUGCCAGAGCCGUGGUCCUGUUCACCCGUGCGGAGGAUGCGAGAGGUAUCUUGGAGGCAGCUAGGAGAUCCAAUUUGAGCCAGCCAUUCCAGUGGCUAGCCAGCGACGGCUGGGGAAGGCAAAUCAAAUUGGUCGAGGGUCUCGAAGAAGAAGCCGAAGGAGCUAUCACUGUGGAAUUGCAAUCGGAAAAUAUCCCUGGUUUCGAUGAAUACAUGGCGUCCCUCACUCCGGAGACUAACCGUCGAAAUCCGUGGUUCAACGAGUACUGGGAGGAAGCGUUCAGCUGCGUUUUGAGGAAGAGCGUCGCGAGAAGUCAAAACGGGACUACGUGCUCGUCGGAGCUUAGACUUACGUCGGAGAACGGAUACGAGCAGGAGUCGAAGGUCCAGUUCGUCGUGGACGCGGUGUACGCGUUCGCGUUGGCACUGCACAAUCUUCAAAGGGACGUGUGCGAUAAGAGCAAAGGAUUGUGCCCGUCGAUGGCGAACUACGACCGGGGUGCCUUCUAUAGGAGUUACCUGCUGAACGUGUCCUUUACAGACAGCGCCGGCAGCGAGGUGAAGUUCGACGAGCACGGGGACGGACUGGCUCGCUACGAGAUCCUCAAUUUCCGUAAAUCGGACCACAACGGGACUAAUGGAUAUCACUAUCGGGUGGUGGGUAAAUGGUUCAAUUCGUUGGAUAUCCACACGGAGGAGCUGGUCUGGUCUCGCGGUACCAAAGACAUACCGAUCUCGGCUUGCUCGCUGCCCUGCGAGCCAGGUAUGAUAAAGAAGCAACAGGGUGACACUUGUUGCUGGGUCUGCGACCAGUGCGAAGAGUACGAAUACGUCUACGACGAGUACACCUGCGUGGACUGCGGUCCGGGUAAAUGGCCGCACGAGGACAAGCGCGGUUGCUACCAACUGCCCAUCAACCACAUUAGGUGGGACAGCGCGUUCGCAAUCGCCCCGGCGGUGAUUUCGUGCCUUGGCAUCGUCGCCACCCUCGCGGUCGCCUGUCUGCUGUUCCACCACAGAGACACGCCCGUGGUAAGGGCGUCGGGGCGCGAGCUGACGAUCAUUCUGCUGGCCGGGGUGCUCGUCUGUUACCUGAACACGUUCCUGUUGCUGGCGACGCCCACCACCGUCACUUGUAUCCUCCAGAGGUUCGGCGUGGGCGUCAGUUUCAGCGCCGUUUACGGCGCGCUCCUCACCAAAACCAACCGAAUCGCUAGAAUCUUCGAUUCCGCGUCGAGAUCCGCCGUCAGGCCAAAAUACAUCAGCCCCGCGUCCCAAGUUUGCAUCGCGGCGGCGCUAAUCGCGUUACAGGUGGUGCUGACUUUGGUCUGGAUGAUAAUCGAACCUCCUGGCACGAGGUUCUUCUACCCCGACCGGAAACAGGUGAUCCUUAAGUGCAACAUCCAGGACAUGAGCUUCCUGUUCUCGCAGUUGUACAACGCGUUAUUGAUCCUCAUCUCGACGGUGUACGCCGUGAAGACGCGCAAGAUUCCGGAGAACUUCAACGAGAGCAAGUUCAUCGGGUUCACUAUGUAUACCACGUGCAUCAUCUGGCUGGCAUUCGUCCCAAUAUACUUUGGCACUGGAAACGCCCACGAGACACAGAUCACGACACUGUGCGUAGCGAUCAGUCUCAGCGCCACGGUCACCCUCGUCUGCCUCUACUCCCCCAAAGUCUACAUAAUCGUCUUCCAACCGGACAAGAAUAUCCGGAGGAAGGUCACCAUGGGUGACAAAUUCAAGAAACAGGGCAGCAGCGCCGGCACCUCGUCCAUCACCAAAUAUACGGGCUGCGAGCUAGCCAGCGAAAGCAUGCCGCUUCAGAGCGCGUUAACAGCGGCGGUUCAGACGUCGAUAGGCGUAACGGAGAUCUCCCUGGCGUCGAACACGUCGCAGACGGGCAAAACUAAUAACGAGCAAGUGGCGCAAGUAUAGGAGGAGGAGCAGCCGUCGUCAUCGCGAUUCAGAUUUUCACCGAGGACUCGUUGUCCUGGCCGCAAGCCAAAAGAGGACCUCGCGCGCGAGUGAACAGAGUGCUAUAACCGGCUCCGACAAGGAAGAUAGACUGGGAUCAAAACUUGCCCUUUUAAUUUGGUUAAAAAUUUCUUACUGUCUUCCUUGUCGCAGCUCGAUCUGAUCGCGAGUGACACGUUACGUGCGGCAAAAAAUAUUAACAAGUCACUUCCGGUUCCUGUGACUGCUGGUUCCUAGGACGUGAUCGUCGAUGAUCGUGAGUAAGCUCAACUUCAAUGAGGAUAAAGAACUCAACUAUACGUCGCAAUGUACAUACGCUUAACUAACUAGAUCCUUGGAUAAUUUUAUGUGCCGGGCUGUCCCUUCUAUUCAAUUCCUCAUCAGGCGGCUGCUAUCUCGCUCGUAAACGCGAGUAAAAAGAAUUGAAAAGAAUUCGGCCAGCCAGACGCAUACAUAACGAGGACGGAGUCUUUGUAAGCUCUAUCGGAAACCUGCGUUGCCUAUUGAGAAUUCAGUUACGCGAUCGUAUCGUCACUGUCGUCCUCGUUCGCUCAUUAUAUCGAGAUCACUCGUAUCGCGAUCGCUGUUGUCGUUAUUGUUACUGUUAAAAACGGUUAUCUACGUGAAUUAUAUAUGAACGAUACACACAGACAUAAACAUACGUACAAUGUAUAAGCAUAUUACGCGCGAGCCGCUGCUGGCACGAGCCUCAAACGAAUCGUCAAUGAGAUCUGAACGAAGUUGAAUAAUAGAACAAACAAGUUCCCCGUUUAUCUAAAUGAAGAUCAAGAAAAUACGCCUUUUCGCGUUUCCUCAGUUGUAAAACCAGAGAAGAAGGUGCUUUGAAAAAUCGUUCGUCUAUUUAACGAUCUGACUAAUUGACGCGAUCAAAACGGAGAGAGGACGCGUGUAUUCGGUGGACGACGAUUGAAUUGGAUCACGGUUAAUAAUGACGGCCAGUUUUCUCGCCGGUAUACAUAUUUAGCGCUCGAAAUGACCGGGCGUGCGCUCGGUUGAUAGUCGCGACUCGUGCCAGGUGAAUUAUUCUGUCGGAAACGGUCCGCUCACGCAUAUGUAAUUAGCUUGUUCGAGUGAUCGACGUAUACUGUUCAUUGUCCACUCUAUUCCCCACUGUAGAACGGCGGCAAACGAAAAAUUAUUUACAUUCCGCGAGAUGUAUAUAUACAUACGUACUGUUUUAGAUAGGAUGCAUAUACACAUAUACAUGUACACAGAGACACGGAUUAAAUCGCUGCGCGAGUUCUCACGUGUUUUUCCUCCGAUUGCAUAAGUUGUUAAUUUUAUUCACUCGGCCGAUCCGCUAUUGGAUCCACUUGGAAUUAAUUAAGCGAGAUUGUUUGUUACCAUCGGGCACGGGCUCCAGUACCCUCCCACACCCCUACUUGAAUUUUACAAGGAUCCGACGAUUCCUUCUGUCUAAAACUAAUGUCAAUUCUUCCGAACAGACACCAGACCGUCCCCGAUGGAUCGUUUUCGUUCGAAUCAGACGCGUUUAUAAGCAAACUGAAUGUACAGAAAAUAUGACGUCGCGAGCGAAAUUGAGAUAAUAAAAAAUCCGCAGUCCGGUGAUCGGUUCUAUCGGAUGAUCCAUGUUUAACGAGUUGAACGUUGCAAAGGUUUAUUUCUGUUGUUUCUAAAUGAAAAUUCUUCGGCGAUCGCGCGAAUCGCUAAUACGGAAUUACCAGUCAAUAGAAAUGGAUCGUAAAAAGAAACGCGAUUCGAUAGCUCGUGCGACGUUUCAGCACAAUAAAUCGAGGCGCGAGGGAGUGAGGCGAGUAACAAUGGCAGGGGAAAGAACGGCAGGAAAAUUUUGAAACUAGGCCGGCUAACAAAGUAAACGCGACGCAAUUCAAUAACACGCUAUCACUUUCAUGAACGGUAGACAAUAAAUAAAUCGGUUUAAGGCGGACUCCAACAACCUGGCUCGACCAAAUAUAAGUAUCAGAAUUUUCACUCGACCCGUUCUCAAUGAUUUCCCAAACGUUGCGGCUAGUGGCGUUUUAGUCUUUAGUUCGAGGAAUGUUCGGACCCGUUCGAUAAAUAAAACUUGUUAACUGAACGCGUAAUCUUCGAAGCUAGCGGAAGGUUACAAAAUUCUGUCGUUGAGGAGUGAAUAAAAGCUGAUGGGGAGCGUCGUACAAAAAGGUAA